AUGCCAAUACUGGACCUGAACUAUGCUUUCCAGCAUGGAAAUGCCUCUCACAUGAACAUCAAUCAUGUAGAAAUUCCUCUGUUCUCUGCUCCAAUUCCUCCGGCUGGGUGUCAACAGUCUCGACGUGAUAGUCAUCCACACUACGACUCGUCGUCAUACCCCAAUGCAGCCGAACCGUAUAAUGCUCAAAGCAACGCAUCAAUCACAGCAAAUAGCUCUGUAGAUAACCCUUGGGUGCCAUCAUAUGGUAUGACAAGCAUCCCGCUUGGUGUUUACGACUUUGAUGAGUCCCGCGGGUGGCAGUACCACAAUGGAUACGGACAGAAGACGAACAAUCCCAACGCUUUCGGCUAUUCUACAAAAGAAGUGGAUACAUCGUACACCUUUGCAAAGCUUGAUGAUCGUCAACACUAUGAGGUUCAUGAGGGUUCUUGUUCGGAUGCAGAAGAGAAUGACGAAAGUCUUUCCUGCAGUCAAUGUAGCACACUCUUCCAUGGCAAAUACCGGAACGGAAACUUGAGACGACAUAUUCGUGCCUUUCACAGUGUGGUGGCUUCGGUUCUCGGACUGACAUGCCGCAUGUGUGAGAAGCAAUUCAAACGAGCAGACGCUACCCGCAAGCACGAGUGGGAGCAGCAUAGUAUGCCUGAUGUGAAGCCAAGGAAGAGGACAGUAAGGUAG
This is a messenger RNA of Bipolaris maydis ATCC 48331, 681 nucleotides long. RefSeq lists its product as uncharacterized. The record is from RefSeq and is a predicted model, not a curated record. NCBI's taxonomy places the organism in Eukaryota, Fungi, Ascomycota, Dothideomycetes, Pleosporales, Pleosporaceae.